This is a messenger RNA of Urocitellus parryii (Arctic ground squirrel), 1886 nucleotides long. It is a transcript of the gene Sphk1, whose product is annotated as sphingosine kinase 1. Lineage: Eukaryota; Metazoa; Chordata; Mammalia; Rodentia; Sciuridae. Gene Ontology annotation, biological process: negative regulation of apoptotic process; cellular response to growth factor stimulus; phosphorylation. The record is from RefSeq and is a predicted model, not a curated record. Gene Ontology annotation, cellular component: intracellular membrane-bounded organelle; cytoplasm; membrane.
CGCCCUCGCGGGGCCCUGGGGAACUGGGCCACGCACCGCGAGGUCCUGUGCCCACUUGCGCUCCGGUAGGGCGGGCGGCAACUGUUGGCUCAACUCUGGCUCGGCUCUCGCGCUACGAACGCUGCUCCCACCAACGCAGCGAGCAUCCAGGCGGAGCAGGGCUCUUGGAGGUGUGCCACGGCCCCAGCUUCUCGGGGCCGGGGACGCGAGGACCGGGCUGUCUGGGACUGGGAUCUUCGCUCCAUACUUUGUGCCUCGCGAUGUCCGCUCAAGUUCUGGGAUUUUUGCGCAACUGGACUCCCCUCUCCCUGGCAGCCCGACAGGAUCUGGCCGCUGCAGGGAAUGACGCGGUUACCCCCACAGCCCCGGCUCCGGGCGGGGAGGGCGAGCCCCACAGCCAACCUCGCGACGCCCUCCUGGGCAGCACCGAUAAGGAGCUGAAAGCACGAGCCGCGGUCACCGAGGGCAGCGCCGCAACAACGCUGGGGACCCCCUGGCAGCGGGAGCCGCAGGUCGAGGCUAUGGAUCCAGCGAGUGGCCCCCGGAGCCUGCUCCCCCGGCCUUGCCGUGUGUUGGUGCUGCUGAACCCGCGCGGCGGCAAGGGCAAGGCCCUGCAGCUCUUCCAGAGCCUCGUGCAGCCCCUUCUUGCCGAGGCCGAAGUCUCCUUCACUCUGAUGCUCACUGAAAGGAGGAACCACGCACGGGAACUGGUGCGGGCGGAGGAGCUGGGCCGCUGGGAUGCUCUGGUGGUCAUGUCUGGGGAUGGGCUGAUGCAUGAGGUGGUGAAUGGACUCAUGGAGCGCCCAGACUGGGAGACGGCCAUCCAGAAACCCUUGUGUAGCCUCCCAGCAGGCUCUGGCAACGCUCUGGCAGCUUCCUUGAACCACUACGCUGGCUAUGAGCAGGUGACUAAUGAGGACCUCCUGACCAACUGCACGCAGCUGCUGUGCCAACGGCUCCUGUCACCUAUGAACCUGCUGUCUUUGCACACCGCCUCGGGGCUGCGCCUCUUCUCUGUGCUCAGCCUGGCCUGGGGCUUCAUUGCUGAUGUGGACCUGGAAAGUGAGAAGUACCGGCGCUUGGGGGAGAUGCGCUUCACUCUGGGGACCUUCCUGCGCCUGGCAGCCCUGCGCACCUACCGGGGGCAACUGGCCUAUCUCCCCGCAGGAAGUGCUGUUUCUAAGAUGCCCACCUCCCCUGCUCUAAUGCAGCAGGGCCCUGUGGACGCACACCUUGUUCCCCUGGAGGAGCCAGUGCCCUCUCACUGGACCGUGGUGCCCCAUCAGGACUUUGUACUGGUGCUGGCGCUGCUGCACACCCACCUGGGCAGUGAGAUGUUUGCUGCACCCAUGGGCCGCUGUGCAGCUGGUGUCAUGCAUCUGUUCUACGUGAGAGCAGGGGUGUCCAGGACCAUGCUGCUGCGCCUCUUCCUGGCCAUGGAGAAGGGCAAGCACAUGGAGUAUGACUGUCCCUACUUGGUGCAUGUGCCUGUGGUUGCCUUCCGCCUGGAGCCUAAGGAUGGGAGGGGUGUGUUUGCUGUGGAUGGGGAGUUGAUGGUCAGUGAGGCUGUGCAGGGCCAAGUGCACCCAGACUACUUCUGGAUGGUCAGUGGUGGCUGCAGGGGUCCCCCACCCAGCCAGGAACCCCAGCAGAUGCCACCUCCAGAAGAGCCUUUAUGACCCCACGGGCUUGCUGUGCCUUUGUCUGCUGCGUGUAGGCUGAGCUUGGGACCCUGUCCUUCCCCCAGGACAGGGGACCUCUCCACAGCUUCUGGGGGUGAUGGGGCCUCCUCUGGAAAAAGGUAGGAAGGUGGUAGAAGCUAGGCUUUGGGAAGUUCAGGCUCUACCCACCACAGGUCAGAACAAGGCCAUAGGCAGGAGCCCUGC